Labeo rohita (rohu) is the source of this 1322-nucleotide messenger RNA. RefSeq names its product phosphohistidine phosphatase 1 (gene phpt1). The transcript has 3 exons. The record is from RefSeq and is a predicted model, not a curated record. NCBI's taxonomy places the organism in Eukaryota, Metazoa, Chordata, Actinopteri, Cypriniformes, Cyprinidae. Bases 22 to 459 code for a protein of 145 amino acids. Gene Ontology annotation, molecular function: protein histidine phosphatase activity. Gene Ontology annotation, biological process: peptidyl-histidine dephosphorylation. Gene Ontology annotation, cellular component: cytosol.
GUCAAAACACAGCCGUGGUAAAUGAAGUGCUUUUCUGUUUCUGUACUGAACUUCGUUGUAGUGUUAGUUUUUUUCUGUCCACCUUUUGCAAUCAUGUCUGCCGAACGUCUCGCUAAAAUCCCAGAGGUUGAUUUAGAUCCCAACGGCGUCUUUAAAUACGUCCUCAUACGGGUGCACAGCAAAGACGACGAGUCAUAUGUUGAUAUUGUGAGAGGAUACGCGUGGGCCGAGUAUCAUGCUGAUAUCUAUGACCGUGUGGCCGGAGAACUGGAGAGAGGUGGAGAAUUGGAUUGCGAGUGUCUCGGAGGUGGAAGAAUCAAACAUGACAGUGCUGCAAAAAAGAUCCACGUCUACGGUUAUUCCAUGGGAUUUGGGAGAGCAAAGCAUUCAGUUUCCACAGAGAAGAUAAAAACGCUUUACCCAGACUAUGAGGUGACCUGGGCGGACGAAGGGUAUUGAAUGGGUUCCAUGGAAUAAAUGACAGCUGCGUAUAAGGACGUCAUUUCAAACCUAACUGUCUAACGUAGCAUUAAAGUCUUGAUGUGCCAAGGCUGAAAAUACAAUUCUGAAAUGGAUAAAUGGAUGGAUGGAUAAGACGUUUACUCCAAAACCAGAGGAGAGGUCAUCCUCUUUCUGUUUGAGUGUUUUUUAACUUAAGAGAAAGGAAUGUACUUACGUUUAUGGCCAUUGGCCAUUAAAUAGCAAAUAUAGGAAAUGAUGAAAAAAUGCUCAGAACGGUUUAGUGGGAAAGGUUAAGUACAUCAUCCAAACCAUAAAAAGUUAUAUACUGCAACACUGACAUCCUGAAAUGAUAAUAAAAUCCAGAGAAGUGCUCUUAGAAAUUUACAAAACUGCUUUUUUGUCAUUCAAGUUUGAGUACACUGUUAUGUCACAAUAACGGAAAUAUCCUCUUGUUAAAGUAAAUUAAUGUGCUUGGCUACAACAUAUAAGCAUAUAUAUAGUGAUUUAAUGAUUUCUAAAGCUCCAUGCUAUAAAUCUGAACCCUCAGACCUGAUCUGGAGGUUGUAAACCUUGCCUGAUAAACUUGACAAUCCGCUUGUCAGCGUUUUUAAUAGAAGAUGCCAUUAGGAUGUGCAGUGGCUUUCUUGACUUGAAAUUUUACGACCUAACGACAUCCGGAGGACAUUUUCAAUUUACAGCAUUUAAAACAACUGCAUCAACCCAGCACGUUUUUGUCAGUUCAAGCCUGAUGAUUAAAAAUCAAGAUCUUCUUGUAUCAUUUGCAUUUGAAUUGUUUAGUGCAUCUGAACAGAUAUGGGUUGCACAACAUUUAAUAAAUUAAUUUUCUUUUUUCCCCUCUA